AAAAAAAAGGAAAAGCCGCAGAAGCCGCUGAAAAUUGGGAGUAACCCGGCCCACCCCACCACGCAUUAUCCUAGAAAACGGUGGGAAAUCGGCGAGAAAAAAAGGGCGAAAUCGAAAUCAGAUCAAAUCGACGCGACGGCGAGAGAACCCCAACAAAAACAAAGGCGGGCAGAGCCGCAGCCGCCGACGCCAGCACAUCCUCCAUUCCGCCUCCUCCCCACCUUCACCCCCACCUCCCGUCUCCUCCUCGGCUCCUUCCAAAUCCACACACUUCCGCCGCCGCUAUCGCCACCGGUCACCAUCCGUCCGACGAGGAGGGAGUGAAAGGGGCGGGCGGGAGGGAACCCUAGAUGACCCGAUCCAGGGUCGGGACCAGAGAGAGCCUUCCGGAUUGCGCCUUCGAUCGCUGCCUCGCCCCCGCCACGGCUGCCUAGGGUUCCCGCGCCUGUAGAUCGGGUUUGGGGGACGAGGAAGGGGGAGUGCCAAGUAAUGAUGGGGUCGAGGCGCUCCAAGCGCGUUUCGUGGGCCACCGGGGCCAAUCUCUGCAAGGUAAGGCUUUUUCUUUCGGAGGAUUCCCCUUCUCAAGCUGGAUUAAGACCGCAGGACAAUCUCCAAGCAAAAGGCUCAUGGUUAAUGCAUGCAGCUGGCCCAAGCUCAGAUGAUUCGCUGCCACCUGGCUUCGAAUCGUUGCAGCCAACCAGCGAUCUCAAAAUUGACAUAUCCCAAAUCCCUCUUAUUAGGUGGAGAUGCCCACCACAGAUAUUGUAUAAUCCUGAUUGGCUUGUUGUUGCUGGGGAAGAAAGUGAGGAGGUUGCCUUGCAGAAUGAGAGGAUAUUUGGAGCACUUGAGGCUAUAUAUCCGCGGCCAUCGAACAUUCCUCCAAACCCAUUGGUUACUCCUGAUGUGAAAGACUCCCAAUUUGAUGAUUCCCGAACCCAGUUGGUUCCGUUGAUCCCAGUUGAAGAGGAUGAUGCCUCUGACCAGUUGGAAGAACCACCUGUUGGUCUACCAAGUAGUCACCACCAGUCAGAUAAGUAUGACUCCGCAAUAUUCAGGGCACCACCAGCCUCAGAUGCUCCCUUUACACAGCCGAAUGGUUCCAUCAAUGCAACAAGGUCUGGUGCCCCCGUUGAGCCGGAUGCAGUGGCUGCUGCAUCUGCCGCUUACACUGCAAUUAUGCAAAGCAACCAAAUGGGAAACAUGAUUGACCAAGAUCUGCUUAUCAAAAUAUUAAGUGACCCUGCCCAAAUUGAGAGGUUGAUGAAAGAAUAUGGUGCGCUUAAACAUGAACAGUCAACCAACAGUUCUGUCGUCCCAAUGGUGCAAGGUCCACCGCCCCAGAUGACAGCCAGUGUUCCUGUCUCCUUCCCAGAUCAUAGCACUACAUUUCACAAUGUAAACCCUACACUGCCACCUCCACCUGUUUUGAAUCAUCUACCUCCAGCUAUUCCUUCAGGUACCAUGAAUGCCCCAGCAAGUUCAAGUCAAGCAAUUAGUUUUCCAAGUGGCCCAGCCAGGGGUUUGAACUAUUACCAGUCCCUGAUCCAUCAGCAUGGAGGGGAGAGGCAGGAGCCACUUCAACAGCAUGGAAGGCAGUUUGCAAUGCAUCACCAGCCUGUUGCGUCACAGGCUAGUGCCACUGAUAUUGUCAGUAGUGGUACUAUGGCAGCUAGGGAUAAUAAGCAAAGGCCUACGAAGCCUUGUGCUUACUUUAACAGCGCAAGAGGAUGCCGGAACGGUGCGAACUGCACGUUUCUGCAUGAUAUGUCUGCCGCAAGGAAAGAACAGCCGAAGGGAUCCAAAAGGAUUAAGCUAGACAGCAGAAUAGCCGGGCGGUAUUGAGGGGCUGCUGCCUGUUGAUUUUUGACUGUUCUUUGGUUCAAAAUCCUUAUUUUGCCUUUUUUUCCCUUAAAAAAAUGAUUCAGUAAAUAUUGCGCAACAGCUCUUUGUUUCUUUCUCUUGGCUCAUUUUUCUUUGUUGACUAAAAGAAAAUGUUUUAGAAGAAAGAAAAAUAUCCCAUGAUUAAUUCGAGCUAUGUCGUGGUCA
Messenger RNA from Sorghum bicolor (sorghum), 2046 nucleotides. RefSeq names its product zinc finger CCCH domain-containing protein 30. Lineage: Eukaryota; Viridiplantae; Streptophyta; Magnoliopsida; Poales; Poaceae. Gene Ontology annotation, molecular function: metal ion binding. The record is from RefSeq and is a predicted model, not a curated record. The transcript is spliced from 4 exons. The coding region runs from base 490 to 1842 and encodes 450 amino acids.